Melozone crissalis (California towhee) is the source of this 3223-nucleotide messenger RNA. RefSeq names its product cell division cycle associated 2 (gene CDCA2). The transcript is spliced from 14 exons. The record is from RefSeq and is a predicted model, not a curated record. Gene Ontology annotation, biological process: regulation of mitotic nuclear division; regulation of chromosome segregation. The coding region runs from base 1 to 3048 and encodes 1015 amino acids. NCBI's taxonomy places the organism in Eukaryota, Metazoa, Chordata, Aves, Passeriformes, Passerellidae. Gene Ontology annotation, cellular component: chromosome; nucleus.
AUGUUCAGAGGAUCUAAAACUCCCCUGAAAGUUAAAGAAAAUGAACAGCAGGAAGAGGCCUCUUUCCCUGUGCCCAGAGCCCAGAAGAGCUGCAGAGUGACCAAAUCCAAGGCCAUCAGAGCAUCCAGGAAGGAGAAUUUCACUGAUGGGAGCCAGGCACAGUCACCAAAACGUGCCCUGAAGUGCCCCAAAGGCCCCGAGGAGAAUCUGUGUCCCCUGCAGGAGGCUGCUGUGGGCUGGCAGCUCCUUGGGGGCUGCUCUGGGGGGGAUGUGCCCCUCACUGAGCCCCCCUUGCCCUUGCCCACCUGGGAGGGUUUGUCCAGCAGCCCAGCUGUUCCCUUGGGAAGUGACUUCUGCCCUCCUGAGAGGGACAGAGUGGAAGGAGAAGCUGAUUUGGGGCUCUCUGAGCAGAGGAAGAAGCCCAUGGCCGUUGGUGCUGUGAUCAGUGCUGAGUGUGGGAGCGCUCAGCGAAGUCCUGCAACACGAGCCACAGGGACUUCCCCAACUUCACUAAAAUUCAGGAGAAGAUCAACCAUUGGCUUGAGGGGAUCACCAGAGAACAACACCCUGAUCAGGUACCUGGCCCAGCAGAGGAGCAGCAGGCACAGAGAAGCUUUCACCCAGAUCAGUUCUUUCAAACCUGCAAGUGUGAGGUCUCUGAAGGACAAGAUCAACACUUUCCAGGCCUCCUUUGAGUCCCUGCAGGAGGCUGAGGGGGAGCCUGGGCUCCCACAUCUGGGGGAGCCUUCCCAGCAAGGAGGUUCCUUUCAGAACAAAGCACCUUUUAAAAAAGAGCCAAACCUGGAGCAGUGGAGUGGAAAGUUCAUGCUGGGCAACAGAGGAGCUGCUUUAAAAGAAAAUUUAAGAGAAAAUGAGACCAAGAGCAGCAGGAGUGAGCUCAGGAUCUGCAGCAUCUUGUCCCCACAACGAGCUGUGACUGUCACUGCUGCCAAGGAAUGGGUUUGUGAGCAGCAAAAUCCUGUUCAGUCCUUGGACCCUGCUGUAACUGGAGAGACCCUGGAAAGAGACCAUGUGUCCCAGCUGUGUGCUGGCUCUGCAGAGGCCAGGUGGGAGCCCAGUGGCACUGGGGGUGCUGUGCCAGCCCUCAGCAGGAGCAGGGCUGGGGCUGGGGAAGAUGGGAGCACUCCCAGCACUGCCCUGGGCCACAGCAGCUCCCUGCUCAGAUCCAUCCUGAAGAAAAACCCAGGCAAGGAGCUCCUGGACAGCCCCAGGGCUGACCCAGUGCCUGCACCAAGGAGGAGCUUCCAGGAAUACUUAAACAGUGCCAUUGAUGGAGGAGGAGAUGAAUCUGCUGCAGUCUCCAAUUGUGUAAAAGCCUCUGAAACUUUGCAAACAGAGAGUGCUGACAGCUCCAAAACACCCAAGAAGAAAAAAGUGACUUUUGGGGAAGUUCUGAGCCCUGAAAUCUUUGACCAGAGCCUGCCUGCCAACACCCCCCUACGCAGAGGAGCCUCCCCAGGCUGUGCUCAGGGACAGAGCCCCUGGAAAAGGCCAGGCCUCCCUGAGGAGCCUCUGCCCCUGCUGGAUUUUGGCUGGGAUGAGGAAGGUGUUGAGCCUCUCCCAGAAUUCCUGGAAGGUUCAGAAGCCCCUGCACCUGUUGAAAUUGCAGAAGCCCCUGCACCUGUUGAAAUUGCAGAAGUAGCAGAGACUGACAAACCUGAGGUGGUAACAACUCAUUCUGCUACUAAGAGGAAGUGCAGGGCUGUGGCACAGGACCCUGAUGGGAGCAGCUCAGGUGCCACAAACACUGAGAACGACAAGGACACCAAAAAUCCAAGGAGCAAGAUCCAGAGACAGAGGAAUCCAAGCACAGCUGCUCCCAAGAAGACCCAGAGAAAAACCCGCCCAAGCUAUGGGAAAAGAAGAAAGAAAAAAGUCAAGGAAUCUUUGUAUGGGGAAAGAGAAAUGGCUUCUAAGAAACCCCUGCUCAGCCCUAUCCCUGAAAUCCCAGAGGUUUUCUCUUCUGUGUCAUCUCCAGACUCACCAAAGGCAGAUGCACUUCUUACAGAGGGUGCAGGUGUGGGUGACCCCAACUGCAGGGACACCUGCAGGGACACUGCCCAGCAGCCCCAGGCUGGCAGGGUGCAGGGGAAGGGGCUCUGUGCAGCUGCUCUGUGCCCUGGGCUCCUGGAGGAGGCAGCAGCCACCAGCUCUGGAGACUCUGAGGUGCCAGGGAGCCUGGAGGCAGCUCCUGAGUUUUCAAAUGCUGUGCCAGAUGCAGAAGGUGAUUUUGAUACAUCUGAUUAUUUCCAGCAAGGCAAAGAGACUCCAUGUGAAAAAGAAGCAAAAGAAAGCAGUUCCUUGAUAGAAAAGGAAGAAUUACAAAGCAAUCUUCUAACUGGGCUUGAAAUUGUGGAACAACAGGAGGUACAGGAGGGUGCCCAGAGAGCCAGGUGUCCUCAGAAGGAUUCUGUCAGACACGAGCCAGCAAGGAGAAGAAGAAGCAGCAGCAGUGCCUUCUACUUCCCUCCUGCUGAGAACUCGGCAGUGACUGGGGCUGACCUUGCAGUUUGCUCGUACAACGUGGAGGAAGCGCUCUCGGUGCCCCGGGCCGGGGAGGGGCCCCUGCGGGCCGGCAGGGGGAGCAGCGGGGCCGGCGCCGAGCUCCGGGUGAGGCGCAGCAUGAGGCUGAGCAGGGACGCGGCCGGCACGGGACUGGCCUGGAUUGACGUGCCCAGGGAGCCUCCCCUGCCCGCUGCUCCCAAAGGCAGCAGGAGCAGCAGCACAUCCGUCCUGGCAGGGUCUGAGAAUGUCCACCCCAGGGAGCAGAACCUCCUCCCCUUGGCAGCCCCAGGGAAGGAGAAUGAGGGCUCUGCUCCCCUUGCUGCAGCCCCUGGCAGGAGGUGGAGGAGGAGAAGCCUCUGUGAAGCCACAGCUCAAGAAACGGCCUGGGCUCCCACCCAGAGAAGGAGAAGCACAAAUUCUGUGUGUGGGAAGAACAGGAGUGACCAAAAACACUCAGGAGCAGCAGAAACUCUUGAGCUGAGGUUGAAGGGUGUUUCAGGCAUCUCUGGUUUUCUGAAGUGAAGGUGCUUCUUAGCCCUUGUGUUGUCUCUCAAGUGCAGUUUUCUUCUUUCCCACUUGUAUUUCCUCACUUAUUUUCUUACUCAUUUUCUGGAUAACUUAGAACUCAUUUUCCUUGUCUUGAUGCCUAAAAUGUUUGAAGAUCUGAACUGUUUGGCAGACUGGCUCAGAGCAUUGG